CCUCCAAGGAACUGCCGCUCCGCCCGCCCCGCCCCCGAUCGCGCAGACUCGGUUUCCCAGAAGUCCCCAGGUUGGGUCCAGCCGGCAGCUCCCGGACGUCCCCUGGUGGCGCACUUCAGAGCGACUCCAGUUCCCGGCGGCCCGCGCGGCACGUUCCCGGCGGAAGGGCUGCUCAUGAUGGCUGCGGCUGGUUCCGCCGCUGUGUCCGGGGCAGGGACCCCAGUGGCGGGUCCCGCAGGCCGCGACCUCUUCGCCGAGGGGCUCCUCGAGUUCCUGCGACCGGCUGUGCAGCAGCUGGACUCUCACGUCCACGCCGUCAGAGAGAGCCAGGUAGAGCUACGAGAACAAAUUGACAACCUAGCUACUGAACUGUGCCGAAUCAAUGAGGAUCAGAAAGUGGCCCUGGACCUCGACCCCUACGUGAAAAAGCUACUUAAUGCCCGGCGCCGAGUUGUCUUGGUCAACAACAUUCUCCAGAAUGCGCAGGAACGGCUGAGGCGGCUAAACCACAGCGUGGCCAAGGAAACAGCCCGCAGGAGGGCAAUGCUGGAUUCAGGAGUUUACCCGCCUGGUUCCCCAAGCAAGUAACAGGCCAGAAGAUGGGACCCAUGCAUUGCCUCAGAGUAGCACAAGUACUGUUCCGGAGCUGCCUUGCUUCCUCCAGGACUCCUCCCUGCAGACCUUGGGACAUCAAAAAGGCAGCCCUGUUGUUUCUCCUUGAAGCACUUAAGUCUUACCUGUUUAUAUGGGGUCCCAAAGAAACCUGUAUACAGCAGGACUAAUGAUCCCAAAGGACUUAUUAUGGCUCUUGCUUCCAAGAAUGAGCUGAGGCCUCUACAUACUCAAGACCCAGCUCCUCUACCUUCAGGCCUAGUUCUGUUCUGUUGCAUGUCCUCUACUUGUGACUUUUUUCCUUUGUUUACAGAGGAUUUGGAGAAGAGGGCAGGCAAAGUCAAGGGAAUGACUCCUGUCUACCCUCUUUUGUUGAUUGCACUUGGCUUGAAUAUAUAGCAGUACUGCUAGAACCAUAUAAUCCAAUAAAUGCUUAAAACAGUUUUA
Messenger RNA from Callorhinus ursinus (northern fur seal), 1059 nucleotides. It is a transcript of the gene SNAPIN, whose product is annotated as SNAP associated protein. NCBI's taxonomy places the organism in Eukaryota, Metazoa, Chordata, Mammalia, Carnivora, Otariidae. Gene Ontology annotation, biological process: intracellular protein transport; regulation of synaptic vesicle exocytosis; lysosome localization. Gene Ontology annotation, molecular function: SNARE binding. Gene Ontology annotation, cellular component: BORC complex; BLOC-1 complex; synaptic vesicle. The record is from RefSeq and is a predicted model, not a curated record.